Molecule: messenger RNA, 1451 nt
Organism: Lates calcarifer (barramundi perch)
Lineage: Eukaryota; Metazoa; Chordata; Actinopteri; Centropomidae
Gene: arpp19b
Product: cAMP-regulated phosphoprotein 19b
Exons: 3
Coding region: 127-465 (112 amino acids)
Cellular component (GO): cytoplasm
Molecular function (GO): protein phosphatase inhibitor activity
Source: RefSeq, a predicted model, not a curated record
UUGCUGGCCAGGCUGCUACUCUCGCCCGCCUCGUCGUUGCCAGUGCUGCCUUUCAUCUUCCACAGGAGCUGGUUGUGGACGGUUUCAUCCAUAGUUUUGCGAGCAGAGUAGGGAUUCAGUACAGUUAUGUCUGAGGAGGUUGAAGAAACGAGGAGUUCGGAGGAUCAACAGGAAAUGGAGGAUAAAGUCAUCAGUCCUGAAAAAGCAGAGGAGGCUAAACUAAAGGCCAGGUAUCCUAACCUCGGAGCCAAGCCUGGAGGCUCAGACUUCCUCAGGAAAAGACUUCAGAAGGGGCAAAAGUACUUUGACUCUGGUGACUACAACAUGGCCAAGGCAAAAAUGAAGAAUAAACAGUUGCCGUCUGCCCCAACGGAGAAGACAGAGAUCACAGGGGGCCACAUCCCAACACCUCAGGACCUGCCUCAAAGAAAGACCUCAAUCGUGGCCAGCAAACUGGCUGGUUGAUGGUUUUAUGUUUACUGUAUUGUUACCAUUCCAACCCCCACUUCAUAUCUACCUGCCGUUUAUGUUUUUGUUUGAUUUUCACCUUUGUAUGUAUUCUCUAAGAACAAGUAAUAUACCAAGCCAAAUACUUGAGAAAAAAAAUUAGCAACUGUCAAAAACAUUGGCAACUGUCAGGCACUAAAUUGUCAGUGAGUUAAAUCCAACAAAGUAGUAGUGCAAAAUGUUUCUCAAGCUCUUGAAAGACUGAACAGUGCUUGAUUUCUGAACACUUAUAAAUAUGAAUGGAUGCUAACGCUGUCUUAUUUUCACAGAACAUUUUCACUUUUAAGGAUAUAUGCCUUCAUAGAAAUGCCUGUCUAACAGCAGCACUGCAAAUGAAUCUUGUCACUGAUAAUUACAGAGGCAAAAGAUGUUAUGAGAUGAAAUUGUAUAGAUGUAUGUGUGAAGUACACGUGUAAUUUACAGAUAUGCCUUUCAGUUUGAAACUGUUGUGAGUGUUCAUCUGCUCAUAUGGGGGCAUGUCUGUUUAAUAGUGAAAAGUGAGGUAAUCAUCCUGUUUUUUUCUAAUCUUUAAUUUUGUUUCUGUCCCUUCCUCUAAAGCAGUUUGUUUCUGUGCAUUUGAAUGAUUGAAAAUUAGGCACUCACACACACCCUUUGUAGCCAGUUGUAUUUUAAUUCAUUUUAGUGACAUUGGUUUGCCAAGAUUUGCUGCUGGUUUCCAUCUCAUCCCGACCUCUAAAAUGGCCUUAAAAGUAAUGAACCGUUGUUCCUCUUGAGCAAUAUUUGCUCCCUCAGUGAGAAUCUUAGUUGUGAAUCUUGCCUGAAAUGUCUGUCACUGUCUGACUGGAAUCACUUAGGAUUUUAUGGAAAGAAACUCCCUUGACAUGUCUGGAGUGUGCAUGUGCAUUUACUGUGCAGUCACACUGUGCCAUUUGUUUUGUAAAUAAAAUAGUUUUGCAUAAUAUCUUAUAAGUACACUUACUCAA